Molecule: messenger RNA, 2286 nt
Organism: Solanum verrucosum
Lineage: Eukaryota; Viridiplantae; Streptophyta; Magnoliopsida; Solanales; Solanaceae
Product: pentatricopeptide repeat-containing protein At4g28010
Exons: 2
Coding region: 1-2214 (737 amino acids)
Molecular function (GO): protein binding
Source: RefSeq, a predicted model, not a curated record
AUGAUAAUCAGAAAGCAAAUAUCAAACAUUUGGGUUACUUUUCAAUCACCCUUUAACCCCCAAAAUCUGUUCUUUAUCAAACACUUUUCAGCAAUAACCCAAACCCGAUCUCCACUUUUCUCAGAUACACAAAAAUUGGACACCCAUUUGAGGUCUCUUUGUGAAAAGCCUAAUCCCAAGUAUAACAAUGCAGUUUCACUUUUUAACCAUGUAAUUGAUGAUUUUAGGCAAACCCCAUCUGAGUCAACUUGCAAUUUUCUUGUUGUAACUUUGGCUAAGAGUAAGGAGUACAAUCUUUCUUUAAGGGUGUACUGUAAAAUGAGAAAAGCCCAAGUCUUGCCCAGGUUUUUAUCAUUAGCUGCUUUAAUUGAAUGUUUUGUGUAUGUUCAUAAGCCUAAAUUAGCAAUUGGUGUAUUGGGGUUGAUGUUGAAGAAUGGUUAUAAGGUUAAUGUAUAUGUUGUUAAUGUUAUAUUAAAGGGUUUAUGUGAAAAUGGUAUGGUUGUUAAUGCUAUAAAGUUUGUUUGGGGUUUGGAUAUGAAAGAGGUAACACCUGAUAUAGUUAGUUUAAACACCCUAAUGAGAGGACUUUGUAGAGAUAAGAAAGUACAAGAGGCUUUGGAUUUGAGGUUUAGUAUGGAAAAGGUGGUGAAUUUUGCUCCUAACUCAUAUACAUAUGGGAUUUUGAUGGAGGGUCUUUGUUCGGAGGGGAGGUUAGAUGACGCUAUUGGGUUGUUGGAGGAGAUGAGAGUAAAAGGUUUGAAAGAGGAUGUUGUUGUGUAUAGUACACUCAUAAAUGGGCUUUGUAACAAAGGAUAUGUUAGUAGAGGGAAAGAAUUUUUGAAUGAGAUGUUGGAGAAAGGAAUUUCUCCGAGUGUAGUCACUUAUUCUUGUUUAAUUAAUGGAUUUUGUAAGCAGGGGAAAUUGAAAGAAACUACAAUGUUGUAUGAUGAUAUGUUGGACCGCGGAAUCCAGCCUGACAUUGUUACUUUUACGGGCAUGAUUGGUGGCCUCGGCAAUAAUGGGAUGGCUAAAAAAGCAAUUGAAUUGUUCAAUUUGAUGAUACGUAGGGGUGAGGAGCCUGGAAACAUAACUUACAAUAUUCUUUUAAGUGCACUAUGCAAGGAAGGGUUAUUGGCCGAUGCUUUUGACAUUUUAAGAUUGAUGAUAGAAAAAGGAAAGACACCCGACGUGAUCACUUACAAUACACUAGUAAAAGGACUUUGUAAAAGUGGGAAAUUGGACGAUGCCGUGACACUUUUUGAUUCGAUGUUGGGUGACGAGACUUAUGUUCAGCCGGAUGUUAUAACAAUGAAUGUACUGAUUCGUGGGCUUUGCCAAGAAGGCUCCCUUGAUAAGGCAGGGGAAAUUCAUAACAAGAUGGUUGAGAACAAGUCUUUAGUUGAUAUUGGAACCUUUACUGUACUUAUUGGAGCUUAUAUAAAGGCAGGCAACAUUGUCAAAGCUUUUGAACUUUGGAAGCAGCUAAAUCAAUUGAAUCUUAUUCCAGAUUCAAUAAGCCAUAGCACCAUAAUUGAUGGAUUUUGCAAGCUGUGUGCGCUCAACAUUGCAAAAGGUUUGUUUCUCAGAUUUAGAAAGAAGGGAUAUCAUCUAACUGCUUUUGAUUACAACAGCUUGAUGGAUGCCUUAUGCAAAGAGGGUAGCUUGGAGCAAGCAAGGAGGUUGUUUCAAGAGAUGUUAGAUGGAAAUUGUGAACCAGACGUAAUCUCAUACAAUAUUAUCAUUGAUUCAACUCUUGAAGCAGGAAAUUUGCAGUCUGCUAAGGAGUUGCUUAUCGAUAUGUCCCAGAGGGGUUUGAGUCCUGAUGUCUUCACUUUCUCCAUAUUAAUAAACAGGUUUUCGAAGCUUGGACAGAUGGAGGAGGCGAAAAAAUUAUUUGUGAGAAUGAAUGCUUCUGACUUGACACCGGACAUUACUGUGUAUGAUUGUUUACUCAAGGGAUUUAGUUUGAAUGGUGAAACAGAAGAAAUUAUUGAUUUGCUUCGCAAAAUGGCUGCUAAGGGCAUUGAGCUAGACCUCGGACUUACUUCCACCAUCUUGCAAUGUCUUUGUAAUAUUUCUGAAGAUCUUAAUGUGGAGGAACUGUUGCCAAACUUUUCGCAGAAAAAAUCAGAAGGAUUUAGUAUUCCCUGCAGUGAGUUGUUGAUGAAGCUUCAGAAGAGUCUCCCCAAGCUUCAGUUAGAUUCUGCUUUGUAGUACAAUCUCACAUGCUUCUGGCAGCUAUUGAGGGAACUUUCUUUUCUACAUAGGUGGAAACAUGUCGAGGCC